This is a messenger RNA of Aspergillus niger, 474 nucleotides long. RefSeq lists its product as hypothetical. Bases 1 to 474 code for a protein of 157 amino acids. Lineage: Eukaryota; Fungi; Ascomycota; Eurotiomycetes; Eurotiales; Aspergillaceae. The record is from RefSeq and is a predicted model, not a curated record. The transcript is spliced from 4 exons.
AUGAAGAAGAGAAGUAAAAGUUGUGAGGAGAAAAGGGCAGAUAAACAAAAUUGGGUGGAUGGAAUGAGGAGAGCUGAGUAUCUUUCUUCAGCUGGUGGUGGUGACUGCUUGUUUACUCCCGUUGCAAUGUAUGAUGCCUCCUCUGGCUUUCCUGAAUCUGAAUUUCAACUGACGCGCUUCUCGUCGUGCUUUGACAGCAGGAAAUCGCGCGUUAGGAAACCUUGUCACGCUCGAGUCCUGGUCACGCAAUCGGUCUGUUCAGAUUUGGUGGCGGAUGAGGAUUCAGACGUCUUCGCGGUGCUGAUUGGUCGAUGCGUGUUGGUGUCUCCUUCACGAUCUAUCGUCAACAAAGCCAAGAUGUUGCAUCGAGUCUUUCCUAGUAGAAACCCUCGCAGAAUAUCAUUGAGGCAGCCAAUCAACGCUUGCUGCAUGGCCGUAAGCCAGGGAGGUUGGUCCUCUCCGCAUCAACAGUAG